Molecule: messenger RNA, 381 nt
Organism: Necator americanus (New World hookworm)
Lineage: Eukaryota; Metazoa; Nematoda; Chromadorea; Rhabditida; Ancylostomatidae
Exons: 2
Coding region: 1-381 (126 amino acids)
Source: RefSeq, a predicted model, not a curated record
AUGACAACUGUUCUGAAACCGCAAAACGCACGCGACGACGACGUCGACGAGCAUCCAGGGAGCAGUGUGCGCUCGGAUAACGUUGAUGAAUUGCUGUCAUUGAAGCUGCUAUUUACUGUACCGAUAAUAUUCGAAGAGAAAGAAGAAAUAGACGUGGAGGAUAUUUCUGAGAAAGGGAUACAAAUGUUGGAACUGGGAAGUGACGAAGGCAAUAAAAGCAGCAGAUUAGCGGUUUCUUUGAGAAAAAUGAGAAUUUCUCUCGUGGAUAAGCGACCAAUCUGCUCAGGAAAGCGUUUUAAAAUUCUAGAGAAGUUUGCAGUAGUUUUAGACGUAGCGAAGACAAUGCCCAUUAGAAGAAAGCCGGAGGAAAUGGGAGAUUAG